AUGAUUUCCUCAAAAGACUUUUUGCGAAAAAAUCUGAAGGUGAUUCAAGGCUAUCCCAUGAUCAAUCCUUUUGCAAUCAUUUGGGAAAACAUGAGAAAAUUCCAAAGCAAGCCAGAUGACAUAAUAAUAGCUACAUAUCCCAAAUCAGGUACAACUUGGAUUAGUGAAAUUUUAGACAUGAUUCUAAAUGAAGGAGAAAUUGAAAUAUGCAAUAGAGAUUUUAUUACUAAUAAAGUUCCAAUGUUGGAAAUGUAUGCUCCCGGAUUAAGAGCUUCAGGUAUUGAUUUAUUAGAAAAGACUCCAUCACCCAGGCUUGUGAAGACACAUUUACCAAUUGAUCUCCUCCCUAAAUCUUUCUGGGAGAACAAAUGCAAGAUGAUUUAUUUGGCUCGAAAUGCCAAGGAUGUUGCAGUCUCGUAUUACAAUUUUAGCUUAAUGAAUAGUUUAAACCCACUUCCUGGCACCUGGGGAGAAUUUCUGGAGAAAUUUAUCACUGGUGAAGUUGCCUAUGGUUCCUGGUUUAAGCAUGUUAAGAGCUGGUGGGAGAAAAAAAAGGAAUAUCCAGUUCUUUACAUAUUCUAUGAAGACUUAAAAGAGAAUCCAAAGCAGGAAAUCAAGAAGAUAAUUCAAUUUCUCGGGAAGACAUUAAAUGAUGAAAUUUUGCAAAAGAUUAUUCAUCACACCUCAUUUGAAGUAAUGAAGGACAACCCAAUGGUAAACUAUACGCACCUUCCCUGUGUUCUGAUGGAUCAUAGCCAAUCUGCCUUUAUGCGGAAAGGAAUUACAGGUGACUGGAAAAAUUACUUCACAGUAGCCCAAAACGAAAAAUUUGAUGCCAUUUAUGAGAAGGAAAUGUCUGGAAGUGGUCUUCUGAUCCGCACAGAAAUUUAG
Elephantulus edwardii (Cape elephant shrew) is the source of this 891-nucleotide messenger RNA. RefSeq names its product sulfotransferase family, cytosolic, 1B, member 1 (gene SULT1B1). The transcript is spliced from 7 exons. The coding region runs from base 1 to 891 and encodes 296 amino acids. Gene Ontology annotation, molecular function: sulfotransferase activity. NCBI's taxonomy places the organism in Eukaryota, Metazoa, Chordata, Mammalia, Macroscelidea, Macroscelididae. Gene Ontology annotation, cellular component: cytoplasm. Gene Ontology annotation, biological process: sulfation. The record is from RefSeq and is a predicted model, not a curated record.